Ipomoea triloba (trilobed morning glory) is the source of this 1806-nucleotide messenger RNA. RefSeq names its product beta-amylase-like. The coding region runs from base 71 to 1573 and encodes 500 amino acids. NCBI's taxonomy places the organism in Eukaryota, Viridiplantae, Streptophyta, Magnoliopsida, Solanales, Convolvulaceae. The record is from RefSeq and is a predicted model, not a curated record. Gene Ontology annotation, biological process: polysaccharide catabolic process. Gene Ontology annotation, molecular function: beta-amylase activity. The transcript has 6 exons.
GUAGAAUGCAUCAAAACCUAUACUAGCUAGAAAUAUAUCUGAAAGUUCUUCUUGUUAUUAAAGAUCAGAUAUGGCUCCAAUUCCUGGCCAAAUGCCAAUUGGCAACUAUGUCCCAGUGUAUGUAAUGCUUCAGUUGGGAGUUGUUACUGCUGACAACGUUUUUCCAGACAAAGACAACGUUGAAGCGCAGCUGAAGAAGCUGAAAGACGCAGGUUGUGAUGGGAUCAUGGUGGAUGUGUGGUGGGGGAUCAUUGAAGCCAAGGGGCCUAAAGAGUAUGAUUGGUCUGCUUACAUAGAACUCUUCCAAGUUGUGAAGAAAUGUGGUCUCAAAAUCCAGGCCAUCAUGUCGUUCCACCAGUGCGGCGGCAACGUCGGGGACAAUGUUUACAUUCCCCUCCCGCCGUGGGUGCUCGCCGUCGGGGACAAAAACCCCGACAUCUUUUACACCAACAAGGCCGGGACUAGAAACCCGGAGUACCUUUCCCUUGGUGUUGAUAACCAAGCCCUCUUUCAGGGUCGUACUCCCAUUCAGAUGUAUAGUGACUUCAUGGUGAGUUUUAGAGACAACAUGAUGGAGUUUUUGGAGGGUGGAGACAUUGUAGACAUUGAAGUGGGGUGUGGGGCUGCUGGGGAGCUCAGAUAUCCUUCUUACCCAGAGACUCAAGGAUGGGUUUAUCCUGGUAUUGGGGAAUUUCAGUGUUAUGACAAGUACAUGGUAGCUGAUUGGAAGAAGGCCAACGAGGACGCGGGGCAUGGGAAUUGGGAGAUGCCGGGAAACGCCGGAACCUACAAUGACACACCGGACAAAACAGGCUUCUUUCAAACCAACGGCACUUACCAAACCGAUUUCGGCAAGUUCUUCUUGACCUGGUACUCCAACAAGCUCAUCAUUCAUGGUGACCAAAUCCUCGGAGAAGCCAACAAGGUUUUUGUCGGAUAUAAGGUCAACAUAGCCGCCAAAGUUUCUGGAAUCCAUUGGUGGUAUAAUGACUCGAGCCAUGCAGCAGAGCUGACGGCGGGGUUCUACAACCUGUUCGGGCGAGACGGAUAUCGCCCCAUAGCAAGGAUGUUGGGACGCCAUUAUGCAACUUUGAACUUCACAUGCCUUGAGAUGAGAAACUCCGAGCAGGACGCAGCAGCUAAGAGUGCUCCUGAACAACUUGUUCAACAGGUGUUGAGUGGUGGUUGGAAGGAGUAUAUUGACGUUGCAGGGGAAAAUGCACUGUCAAGAUACGAUGCGGCAGCCUACGACCAAAUACUAUUGAAUGUCCGACCAAAUGGUGUCAACCUUAACUGUUCUCCCAAGCUCAAGAUGUCCGGUUUUACGUACCUGCGAUUAUCCGACGAUCUCAUGCAAGAAGACAACUUCCAGCUCUUCAAGACUUUCGUGAAGAAGAUCCAUGCUGAUCUUGAGGCGUCUGCAAAUAACGCCGAGACUUCUCCGCCUGUUCUGCAGAAAUCAAAGCCGGCGCUUUCAAUGGAGGAAAUCUUGGAAGCAAGCAAAGGAAGCAGGGCAUAUCCAUGGUAUGAUACCACAGAUAUGCCUGUGGAUGGGUCCAACCCCUUUGGUUGAUCUGAUCAGAGAUUGAGAGAGGUUUUAUUGAAUAGUAAUAAUAAUACUCCAAUUCUCAGAUCUGAUAAUGGAGUUUGUAUUUUCAUGGUUUUGUGAGUGCAAUAAAUGAUUGUGUGGCAGCUGGGAAUAAACUUCUUCAUUUACUUGGCAUGGGUGCCUUGUUAAUAAGGAGUUCAUUCCCAUUUCCUAUUUCACCUUCUUGAAAUAAAUAAAUAUAUAUUAUUAAAGAAUAA